Messenger RNA from Procambarus clarkii (red swamp crayfish), 828 nucleotides. Lineage: Eukaryota; Metazoa; Arthropoda; Malacostraca; Decapoda; Cambaridae. The record is from RefSeq and is a predicted model, not a curated record.
AUGCCACCCACCGCCCAGUACUGCCACCCACCGCCCAGUAUUGCCACCCGCUGCCCAGUACUGCCACCCGCCGCCCAGUACUGCCACCCGCCGCCAGUACUGCCACCCGCUGCCCAGUACUGCCACCCGCCGCCCAUCCUCAUGCCACCCGCCGCCCACCCUCAUGCCACCCACCGCCCAGUACUGCCACCCACCGCCCAGUACUGCCACCCGCUGCCCAGUACUGCCACCCGCCGCCCAUCCUCAUGCCACCCGCCGCCCACCCUCAUGCCACCCACCGCCCAGUACUGCCACCCACCGCCCAGUACUGCCACCACCGCCCAGACUCAUGCCACCCGCCGCCCAGUGCUGCCACCCGCCGCCAGUACUGCCACCCACCGCCCAGUACUGCCACCCACCGCCCAGACUCAUGCCACCCGCCGCCCAGUGCUGCCACCCGCCGCCCAGUACUGCCACCCACCGCCCAGACUCAUGCACCCGCCGCCCACCCUCAUGCCACCCGCCGCCCACCCUCAUGCCACCCACCGCCCAGUACUGCCACCCGCCGCCCACCCUCAUGCCACCCGCCGCCCACCCUCAUGCCACCCGCCGCCCAGUACUGCCACCCACCGCCCAGACUCAUGCCACCCGCCGCCCACCCUCAUGCCACCCACCGCCCAGUACUGCCACCCGCCGCCCACCCUCAUGCCACCCGCCGCCCACCCUCAUGCCAUCAUGUUGUCAACCAAAAUUCUCGUGAUUAUCACCAUCAGGAAAAACCGUGGAGGAGGGAAGAAGCGGCGGGGUUAUGAUCACGACAUACAAACUACUGAGCGGGUAGACACAUGA